This is a messenger RNA of Cavenderia fasciculata, 1509 nucleotides long. RefSeq lists its product as uncharacterized. The record is from RefSeq and is a predicted model, not a curated record. The transcript has 2 exons. Lineage: Eukaryota; Evosea; Eumycetozoa; Acytosteliales; Cavenderiaceae. The coding region runs from base 1 to 1509 and encodes 502 amino acids.
AUGAAUUUUUGUGUAGAGAUAAAAAGGGAACAAAUCAUUCCAUCACAAUAUGAUCAAUUUAAUUAUUAUAAUCAUCAAUUUCAAAAAUUCUCAAAUCCCAAUAAUAAUCAAAAUAUUUCUUCUCAACCAUCAAAUGUAUCAACAACAAAUAAUAUUAAUAAUACCUAUGAUAGAUCAAUCUUGACUUCAUCAUCUCCAUCUUUACAAUCUCCUUGUCUUUCUUCUUCUUCUUCUUCUUCAUCAUCAUCAUCUUCAUCAUCAUCACCACAACAACAAUCAUUUUUUCAACAACAACAACAAGUACAACAACAAUAUCAUCAACAAAUGAUUUUUAAUUAUAAUAAUAAUAAUAAUAAUCAAAAUAAAUAUCAACAACAACCAUAUCAACAACAACAAAAUGGAAAUGGCGGUAUACCAUUUCAAUUAUCACCAACAUCACCACCACAUCAUCCAAUGUUGACACCAAUUAUAAUACCAACUUGUUCAUUAAUUUCUCAACCAUUGUCUCCAACAACAAAUAAUAGUUUGAUUCCAAAUCAACCAUUUUUAAUGUUGGAUUCAUCAUCACCAUCAAUUCAACCAAUCCAAACUCAUCCAUUUUAUCCUCAAUUUUCAACAACAAUUGAUUCAUCCAAUUCAUCCUAUUCUCCAACACCACCAACUUCACCAGUUUUAAAUAUUUCAAAUUCAAUGAUGCAACAACCACAAAGAAAAUUAUCUCUAUCAUCAAGUAUUAUUCCACCACCACCACAAUCUCCUCCUAUUCAACCAUAUCAACAACAAAUCAAUGUUUCAAAUACACCAACACCAACAACUUGUACUCCUACUCUUACCUCUACUACAUCUACUGUUCCAUCUACUGCUUCAACGAUUUCAUCAUAUAAUCAUUUUAGUGCAUAUCCACAAUCAACAAAUUCAUAUGAUACACCAUGGUUUUGUACAAUUAAUUCAAUGUCACCAACUAGUGGUGGCGUUCCUUUGCCCAAUGUAUUUUCCAGUUUCUCUACACCACUGUUUCGAAACUUUUAUCACAAUAUUGAAUUUUUCAUACCCGAUGCUGCCAUGCAAAAGAAAUAUAAUAAUCAACGAGUCUAUAUUGCCGACAGUGUAGGAUACAGUGGAAACGCCAAAAAAUUCAUAAACUCUCCUCAACCAAAUGAAACUGCCCUCUAUCUAGAGGCUCAAGUAUUGGAUACUGAAUUCAACCCUCUCCCACAAUGUACCUUUUGCAAGGAAUAUUUUCAAUCUCGUUUCUAUUUUGCCAAUAAUCCUCAAUGCAAGGAACGUUUGGUAUUGGUAAAAAGCAAUGUUGCCUGCUUUGUUCAAAACUCUACCUUUUCUGUUCAAAUCAAAAUCAUGUGUUGUUCAAAACAUCACAACAACAAUAGUAUGGUCAUUCAUCUUUGGCUUCGUGAUUGUCAAACAAAUCAAAUUGUAAUGUCUUGUGUUUUAUCUUCUUUUAUUAAACAAUGGAAAAGAAGUAAAACUCCAAAUAUCAAUGUCUUUUAA